GGGUGUCAAGUAAAGUGUUACCAGAGAUAAUGAUGACUGCAAAUCUUACUACGUUAUCAUGUGUUUGUUUACCUCACAAUGUGUCUCUGUGUCGUGAAAAUGCACAUGUGAAAAAUUUAUACUUUUGCAUUAUCUUAUUUCCGGCAUAAUAUUUACAUCAGGAGACCACAUCACUGCACUGCAGACGACAGGAGCUCCACCAAUGACAGGAGGGGGAAAUGAAUACACGGUGGCCAUUUUAAUUUCAUUCAUACAGUAUGAGGAAAGGGGUAGGAUGAGGGUGUGGUCUUUUUUUAAUUAAGCAACAAUCUCUUGGAUGACCUCUGGCUCUCUGCAAGCACGUCUCAUACACACACACAAACACACACACACACACACACAAAUGAACACAGGCUACCUCAACCUUUCCCUGAUGAGAUAGAGGGGAGUUGAUUUGAGAGAAAUAGAGACUCCAGCCUUUUUCCUGAGUGAUGCAGCCUGUCACACCCCGCCCCCGCUACACCACAUGGUACGGUCCAGAUCGAUGUCACAGGCAUUUAAAUGAGGAAGGAAGAGCAGCAGAGACUGCUAGACAGCUGGGCCAAACCAGGCAGAAACAGGGGUGGGGGGCAGACAGAUACACAGACACCGGGACAGAAAGAGAGACAGAGGGAGAGUGGAUGGAUCUACAGGACCAGUUCUGUUUGACCGCCGUGGUGCCCGCCACUUCCUGACUUCCCAGCAUUCUUUGCCAGGGAUCCCCGUGGUGCUGAAACAGACAAUUGACCUACGCACCUCCAUGGACGGCAAGUACAAGGAAAUUGCUGAGGAGCUGUUCUCUCGCAGCUUAGCAGAGUGUGAUAUGCUCAGCGCCCCUUAUGAGUUCCCUGAGGACAGUCCCAUAGAACAGCUGGAGGAGAGACGACAACGACUAGAGAGACAGAUCAGCCAGGAUGUCAAGUUUGAGCCAAAUAUCCUUCUGCGAGCCAAACAGGAGCUAAUGAAGACUGACAGCGCUACUGACCUAGAAUACCUGAAGGAGCAGAGCCAGGCAUUCAUGGACCUGUACCCCAAGGAGAAAGAACGGGAAGGAGAGAAGGAGUACCAGCGGGUCACCAUCUCUGGAGAGGAGAAAUGUGGGGUUCCCUUCACAGACCUGCUGGAUGCUGCUAAGUGUGUAGUGAAGGCCUUGUUCAUCAGGGAGAAGUACAUCGGCCUGUCCAUGCAGAGCUUCUGUCGGACAACAGCCAGCUACCUAGAGGAGCUCAGUGACAGACCUCUAGAUAUGGGCAUAUACGAGGAGAUCCCGGAGACCUCUGUUACUGCAGAUUUAGACCAGACGGUCCAUCCUCCCGUCUCCACCACUCACCCUUACGAGAACCAGGAACCUGCCUGUAUGCCUCCUGAUAUAGGCUAUGGCUGCAAGAUGGUAAACGGUGUCGUCCACAUCUACACUAAUAAGGACACAAUGGAGAAGAGCACAGAGUUGGAGCUUCCUUAUCCAGACCUACAAGACUACAUCAAUGACAUGAACGUCAUGAUGGCUCUCAUCAUCAAUGGACCUGUGAAGUCGUUCUGUUACCGUCGGUUACAGUACCUGAGUUCUAAGUUCCAGAUGCACAUCUUGCUGAAUGAGAUGAAGGAGCUGGCAGCUCAGAAGAAAGUCCCUCAUAGAGACUUCUACAACAUACGCAAGGUGGAUACCCAUAUCCACGCCGCAUCCUGUAUGAACCAGAAACACCUGCUGAGGUUUAUCAAGAGGGCCAUGAAGAAGUAUCCAGGGGAGAUUGUCCAUGUGGAGAGAGGCAAGGGACAGACGCUCAUGGAGGUGUUCGAAACCAUGAACCUCACAGCCUUCGACCUGAGUGUGGACACACUGGAUAUGCAUGCUGACCGCAACACUUUCCAUCGCUUUGACAAAUUCAACGCCAAAUACAACCCCAUUGGGGAGUCCAUCCUGAGAGAGAUCUUCAUCAAGACAGACAACCACGUACAGGGGAAAUACUUUGGACACAUCAUCAAGGAGGUGAUGGCUGACCUGGAGGAGAGUAAAUACCAGAACGUGGAGCUGCGUCUGUCCAUCUGCGGCCGCUGCAGAGACGAAUGGGACAAGCUGGCCCAGUGGGCCGUCAAACACCAAGUCUACUCUAACAACGUACGCUGGCUGGUGCAGGUCCCACGACUCUUUGAUGUGUACCACACCAAGAAGCAGCUGUGUAACUUCCAGGAGCUGCUGGAUAACAUCUUCAUGCCUCUGUUCGAGGUCACCAUCGACCCCGCCAGGCACCGUGAGCUGCACCUCUUCCUACAACACGUGGUGGGCCUCGACAGUGUGGACGACGAGUCUAAACCAGAGCAACACUGCUUCAACAUGGAGAGUCCUCCGCCAGUCAACUGGACUGUGGAAGACAACCCUCCUUAUGCCUACUACCUGUACUAUAUGUACGCUAACAUGACCGUGCUCAACCACCUGCGCAGGCAGAGAGGUUUCAACACCUUGGUGCUGCGUCCUCACUGUGGGGAGGCGGGGCCUAUCCAUCACCUGGUGUCGGGUUUCAUGCUGUCAGAGAACAUCUCCCAUGGACUGCUGCUCAGGAAGGCCCCUGUGCUGCAGUACCUGUACUACCUGGCUCAGAUCGGCAUCGCCAUGUCUCCUCUCAGCAACAACAGCCUGUUCCUCAGCUACCACCGUAACCCUCUGCCUGAAUAUCUGUCCAGAGGACUCAUGGUGUCACUGUCCACUGACGACCCUCUACAGUUCCACUUCACUAAGGAGCCCCUGAUGGAGGAGUACAGCAUCGCUGCUCAGGUGUGGAAGCUCAGCUCCUGUGACAUGUGUGAGCUGGCCAGGAACAGUGUUCUGAUGAGCGGUUUCUCCCAUAAGGUGAAGAGUUACUGGCUCGGCCCUCACUACAUCAAGGAGGGCCAGGAGGGCAACGACAUCCGACGCACCAACGUCCCCGACAUCCGUGUGGAGUACCGCUAUGAGACCAUGUGUGAAGAGCUUUACCUCAUCACCCAGGCCAUCCACACAGAGGAGCUGGCCAUCCACACAGAGGAGCUGGCCAUCCACACAGAGGAGCUGGCCAUCCACACAGAGGAGGGGACGCUAUGUAGGGGUCCUGUUUAAGGGGAGAGAGGAGGAGAGGAGGCUGUUUAGGGGGGCUGUUUAAGGGGAGUGAGUAGGAAGGAGGAGGAGUAAUAGGAAUCUGCUCUGACGACGAGCUCAUGUCUGAAGGAGACGACACCUGCGAGGGUAAAAAAACACACGCCCUGUUAAGAACUCUUUUUAUUUAUUUAAAUACUUUUUAUAUAUAUUGACUUUCAAAGGAGGGCAACCUUCAUAUGGGACCUGUGUAGGAAGAGGAGGUACAAGGAGCAAGGUGGAGGGGGAGGAGGAGGAGCAGGGAAGAGGAGGAGGGAGCAGGGAAGAGGAGGAGGGAAGAGGAGCAUGGAAGAG
This is a messenger RNA of Oncorhynchus kisutch (coho salmon), 3439 nucleotides long. RefSeq names its product AMP deaminase 2-like. Gene Ontology annotation, molecular function: AMP deaminase activity. Gene Ontology annotation, biological process: IMP salvage; AMP metabolic process. Gene Ontology annotation, cellular component: cytosol. Lineage: Eukaryota; Metazoa; Chordata; Actinopteri; Salmoniformes; Salmonidae. The coding region runs from base 779 to 3109 and encodes 776 amino acids. The record is from RefSeq and is a predicted model, not a curated record. The transcript is spliced from 18 exons.